This is a messenger RNA of Wasmannia auropunctata (little fire ant), 1152 nucleotides long. Its product is annotated as nitric oxide synthase-interacting protein homolog. The transcript is spliced from 5 exons. NCBI's taxonomy places the organism in Eukaryota, Metazoa, Arthropoda, Insecta, Hymenoptera, Formicidae. Bases 191 to 1054 code for a protein of 287 amino acids. Gene Ontology annotation, cellular component: nucleus. The record is from RefSeq and is a predicted model, not a curated record. Gene Ontology annotation, molecular function: ubiquitin protein ligase activity.
ACGCGCAGCCAGCGUGACGUCAUGAUCGACGCCAUGUUGGUUCGUCCGGUUCGAGGCUUCUGUUGUUAAACGAAAACGCGUAUGCGGCGUAUGUUGCCGUUGCUUUGAUACCGUAGUGACGCGCGACGCGAAGAUUGGAAACGAGUAAUAUCUCUUCCAGAGAGAACCGUCUUGCGAAUUCUCAAUCACGAUGACACGGCACGCGAGGAAUUGCACCGCCGGCGCGGUGUACACGUACCACGAGAAGAAGAAGGACGCCGCGGCGUCAGGUUAUGGCACCAACACUCAACGAGUGGGCAAGGACUCCGUCAAGGAUUUCGACUGCUGUUGCCUGACUCUGCAGCCCUGCAGGAAUCCCGUGAUAACGAAAGACGGUUAUUUGUUCGACAAAGAGGCGAUACUGGAGUAUAUCCUGGCUAAGAAGAGGGAGUACGCGAGGAAGCUGAAGGAAUACGAGAAGCAGAAGCAGAAGGAAGAGGAGCAGCAGCAAGAGCAGACAGCCAACGAAGAGCUGAAGAAGCUGCAGAAUUUUCUGAAGGGUGAGAAAACCAUCGUGUCGAGCGGCCCCAGUACGGCGGACGGACAGUCGGUCUCCAAUAUGAAGAACGGCAAGGACAAGGUGCUGCCGAGCUUUUGGAUACCCUCGAAGACACCGGGAGCGAAGGACGUUUCCCUACAGAAACCUGAUAAGACCAUUUACUGUCCGGUCAGUGGGAAGCCGUUGAAAUUGAAGGAUCUGCUUCCGAUAAAAUUCACAGUGGUCCAGGAUCCGGACGACAAGAGGUCACUUAUUGUCAAACAGGCGCGAUACAUGUGUCCCAUUACGCACGACGUGCUGGGCAACAGCGUCCCCUGCGCCGUGAUUAGAACAACCGGCGACGUGGUCACGAUGGAGUGUGUAGAAAAAUUGAUAAAGAAGGACUGGAUCAACCCACUGGAUAAUUCCAAAUUGACACCAUCCGAUAUCAUUCCUCUGCAAAGGGGUGGCACUGGUUAUGCAUUCGUUAAUGAUUCGUUAGAAGGCAAGCAUGAAAGGCCGGUGUUGCAGGCGUGAAAAAUACUUCUCAUCGAUUCAUUGUAUAUAGACACUGUUAAUUGGAUUAAGAAGGUACAAAUGUUAAGUAAAUAUAUAAAGGCAUUAAUUAGCAUUCA